This is a messenger RNA of Mytilus californianus (California mussel), 1383 nucleotides long. Its product is annotated as zinc finger HIT domain-containing protein 2-like. The transcript has 11 exons. The coding region runs from base 39 to 1199 and encodes 386 amino acids. NCBI's taxonomy places the organism in Eukaryota, Metazoa, Mollusca, Bivalvia, Mytilida, Mytilidae. The record is from RefSeq and is a predicted model, not a curated record.
UAGUGCUGCUCUCCCCUAGAAAAAAAGAUCCUUCAAAAAUGGAAAAUCGUGAAGAAAACGUGUGUAAAUUGUGUUUGACAACUAAAGCUAAGUACACAUGUCCUCGCUGUAAUGUCCAAUACUGCUCAUUAGAAUGUUACAAAAGUGAAAAACAUCUGGAAUGUUCAGAGAAUUUUUACAAGGAGUGUUUUGUGGAAGGAUUGAAAGACUUUGAUUCCAGCAAAGAAGAUAAGCAGAAGGUUCUAGAGAUGUUACAGAGAGUCAAAGAUGAUGAUCCUGGUUUUGAUUCUGAUGAUGAUGAAGAGGAUUUGGAGGCUAGACUACAAGGUCUGGAUUUAGAAAAUGAUACCAAGACUGUAUGGAAUAAAUUAACAAACAAAGAAAAGAAAGAAUUUGAGAGGUUGAUGGCAGGUGGAGAGUUAUCUACCUUGGUUGAAGUAUGGACACCAUGGUGGAAUGAUAAGGUUUUGAUAUCAGAAAUGAACGAGAGAAAAGUAAAGACAAGAAUUCCAGCUAUUCAGAAGGAUAUAACUGAUAUUUCAACUUUAUUGUCAAAAGGGAAGCCGUCAGCAGACCUGAAAAACAAUGUCAUAAACGUUCUGUAUGCCUACUGUUUUGUUUGUCGACUUUACAAUGGAGAUUACUUGUCAUUUCCGAUAGAGGUUACCAAGGAAGUUCUAUCAGUAAGUAAAGUACUAAGAGAUACAGCAGUGUGUGGUAGUCCUCCUGAGGCAAUACAGAUGUGUUUCCAAUGUUUACAAAAUAGGGAUAAAGAAAAUUUGACCUCACGACAGUUCAACAUAUCAAUGAUAGAGGAUGUAAUCAGAAUUAUACAGGGACCCAGUCAAUAUAAUCCUUUACAAUCUGUUAUGGCUGCCUUGUCAGAACUGGUCCUGUUGUUUCAUAAGGCCAUGUCAGAAUUGAAAACAGAUAUAAAGAAAAGUAAAGAAGAGAAGACACGAUUUGAAAACAAAGAUUUAAAAAAGAAAGUGUUUAUAAGUUUAAAGAAAGUAGAGUUUUUAUUAAGCUGGACACAAAGAUUUGGUAUGGCAUUGCAGUCAACAGUGACAGAACUCCAAUUAGAAUUUUGUGCCAUGAGCAGUGAUUUAGCAGAAGUGAAUGAAACCAAACAAAAAGUAGAAUAUUUUCAGAAAGAAAAACUACUGAAAGACAAUAAAAAACUUGUACAGGAAAUAUAGAUACUAUGAAGGAAAAUACCAAGAAUUCGAAUUCGAGAUGAUUAUUGGGAUAAGCUGUUGGUGAUCUCCCCUGUACACAGUUAUACAUUUACUUACAUUCUAAUCCAUUUGAAAAAUACUUGAUUAAGGUAGUAUUGGGGCUAUAAACAAAAAAUAAAAUAAAAUUUGCUUAUUUCAUUAAAAA